This is a messenger RNA of Durusdinium trenchii, 1093 nucleotides long. NCBI's taxonomy places the organism in Eukaryota, Dinophyceae, Suessiales, Symbiodiniaceae. The record is from the annotation of a GenBank genome assembly.
UCGGAGUCAAGAGGACACUCAGUGUGUUUGCCUUCACGCCAUGUUCAUCCAUUUUCCAAGUCCGACUUGGCAACUUCCUCAUCUUGAAGACACAAAUUUAUCCAAUGUUUUCCGUCGACUACUCUCACCUUUUUCUGUAGCCCACCACAUAUAUAGAGAUCAUGCGGCGAAGCAUGCAGGCACAGAGUGGCAAGCCGAAGCCACCGAAGAACGCUGCGGACCCUGUCAGAGCCCAAGCAGCCAAAGCCGCACCGAAAGCUGCCGCUGGGCGCCCCGUACGGCGCACCGUGCCUGAGCCGCCGGAUGAGCCGCCGGAGAAGAAGGGUGCCAAGCGCCAAGCGACGCCCGAGGGGAUGAAGAUACGAGCUGCAGCCAAGACCCGCCCCGAGCUGCGCAGAGGGCGCGAGGUCGAAGCGGACAUGGAGGUCGAAGCGGAGCCGUUGGAUCCGGAGGCCCUGGCGCAGGGCUACGCGGCGCUGGCUGCGGCCUAUGCACAGGCGGCCGCUGAGGAGGAUCGGACGCAGGUGGAGGUGCCGGUGUUGGCGGCGGCCGCGGCGGCUGCUUUGAAGAGGGAAUCCUUGCCUGCCGUGGCCCCUCCGCCGCCACCGCCACCGCCACCGCCUGUGCCGCCAUGGCGCACGGAGCCGCAGAUCUUGCCGCCACCGCUCAAACGGCCGCGCGUGGAAACGCCGAGCCAGGUUCCUGUGGGCGUUGCCAUUCAGGCGGCGGGGAACUUCCUCAGUCAGAUGCGCCAGCUGAAGCCCAAGGUUUGCGCUGCCCCCCCCUGGCUCUGAACCCCCACGAGUGACGCCUUACGUGGACAUUCCAGUGGGAGGAACGCAAUCACUUUCAGAGGACCUGGCGUCGAAUGACAUCGUUUCUUGGUCUCGAGCAUGGCGGCUGGAACACUACCAGGCCACCCUGCUCCGCAAUUACGAUGACGUGGACCAGAUCUGUAGUCUUCACAAAGACGACCUGAACGGCUUCUUCCAGGACAACCAAGUCUCCGACGAGGCCGACCGGCUCGCCUUCACGCACGCGAUCCAGGGGAGGCAAGCCUUUGUCACUUGAGGGGAGUGGAUCAGCGCGUGAA